CCAAGGCCUUUGCUCUAUCUUCUACUCUUCAGCUACUCUAUGGCUAUGAAAUGCAGAGGUAAAUACCAGUUCUGGAGUCAAUCCAAAUCCUUGAUUUCCAAAUUUUGACACCCUUGCUUAUUCGCUGUAUAAUCUUGAGCAAAUGAGUGAACCUCUCUCUGCAGCCUGAUUUCUUUUUUUGGGGUACGCGGGCCUCUCACUGCUGUGGCCUCUCCCGCUGUGGAGCACAGGCUCCGGACGUGCAGGCUCAGUGGCCAUGGCUCACGGGCCCAGCCGCUCGGUGGCACGAACCCGCAUCGCCCGCAUCGGCAGGCGGACUCUCAACCACUGCGCCACCAGGGAAGCCCACCUGAUUUCUUUAUUUGUAAGAUGGGAAUGAUCAUGACACAUAAGGAGUUGUUGUGAGAACUAAUUACAAAAGUGCACAGAAGAAUGUCUGCUGGGCACAUUGUAAAGGCUCAAUAAAAUGUUAAAAAAUAUCAUUGCAUGUGUUUUUAUUAUUAUGAGCCUUUGCGAUAGUAGUGCCUUUGGAACAAGGCAAGUAUGUUCACUUCCACAUUUGUAUUCAACAUUGCACUGGAGGUCUUAGCCAGAGCCAAAAAGCAAGAGGAAGAAAAAAGCAAGUUGUGCAGUUGGGAAAGGAAGAAGUAUAAUGAUGUUUACUCACAGAUGAUAUGAUAGUGAAUGUUUAAAAUCCUACGGAAUUGACAGAAAAGCAACUAGAGGUAAUAAAUGAAUAUAGCAUGAUCACAGAUGCAAGAUCAAUAUGUAAAACUCCAUUGUAUUUUUUUAUACUAGCAGCAAAAAUUAAAAAUAGAAAAUAUCAGUUAUAAGAGCUUCAAAAAGCAUGAAAUAAUUGUGAAUAAACUGAGCAGUAUCUGGGAAGACCUUGUGCACUGAAAACUACAAAACAUUGGAAGGAAAAAUUGAAUAGAACAAAAUAAAUGGAGAGGUAGACUAUGUACUUGAAUAAGAAGACUCAAUAUUGUCAAGAAAUCAAUUCCCCUCAAAUUGAUCAAUGCAAUCUCAAUAAAAAUCCAAGGAGAGUGAGUGGGACACAGCCGCUGUGUCUGAGCGUCGGAGAGUGAUGGGGCUGCAGAGACAUGGCGGCGACCUCUGCGUUGUCGGUCCUGCUGGUGGCGGCGGAGAGGAACCGAUGGCAGCUAGUCCCAAGUUUGGUGCUGCCGCUGAGGGGAUGGACUUGGAAGCAAAGAGCCAUGAAGUAUGCAACUACCACAGGACGAAACAUUACCAAGGUCCUCAUUGCAAACAGAGGAGAAAUUGCCUGCAGGGUGAUACGAACAGCCAAAAAAAUGGGUGUACAGUCUGUGGCUGUUUAUAGUGAAGCCGACAGGAAUUCCAUGCAUGUUGACAUGGCAGAUGAAGCACAUUCCAUCGGCCCCGCUCCCUCACAGCAGAGCUACCUUUCUAUGGAGAAAAUCAUUCAAGUGGCCAAGAUCUCUGCUGCACAGGCUAUCCAUCCGGGAUAUGGUUUUCUCUCGGAAAACAUGGAAUUUGCCGAACUGUGCAAGCAAGAAGGAAUUAUUUUUAUAGGUCCUCCUUCAUCAGCAAUUAGAGACAUGGGUAUAAAGAGCACAGCCAAAUCCAUCAUGGCUGCUGCUGGAGUGCCUGUUGUGGAAGGUUAUCAUGGUGAGGACCAAUCAGACCAAUGCCUGAAAGAGCAUGCUGGGAGAAUCGGUUACCCCGUCAAGAUUAAAGCCAUCCGUGGUGGAGGAGGAAAAGGUAUGAGGAUCAUUAGAUCCGAAAAAGAAUUUCAAGAGCAGUUAGAAUCAGCGCGGAGAGAAGCUAGGAAGUCUUUCAAUGAUGAUGCGAUGCUGAUUGAGAAGUUUGUGGACACACCAAGGCAUGUGGAAGUCCAGGUGUUUGGUGACCACCAUGGCAAUGCUGUGUACUUGUUUGAAAGAGACUGUAGUGUACAGAGGAGACAUCAGAAGAUCAUUGGGGAGGCCCCAGGGCCUGGUAUUAAACGAAGAAAAAAGCUCGGAAAAGCUGCCAUCAGAGCUGCUAAAGCUGUAAAUUAUGUUGGUGCAGGAACCGUGGAGUUUAUUAUGGACUCAAAGCACAAUUUCUACUUCAUGGAGAUGAAUACAAGGCUGCAAGUGGAACAUCCUGUUACUGAGAUGAUCACAGGAACUGACUUGGUGGAAUGGCAGCUUAGGAUUGCAGCAGGAGAGAAGAUUCCUUUGAGCCAGGAAGAGAUAACUCUGUGGGGCCAUGCCUUUGAAGCUAGAAUAUAUGCAGAAGAUCCUAACAAUAACUUCAUGCCAGGGGCUGGACCAUUAGUGCAUCUCUCCACCCCUCGAGCAGACCUUGCCACUAGGAUUGAAACUGGAGUACGGCAAGGAGAUGAAGUUUCAGUGCAUUAUGACCCCAUGAUUGCAAAGCUGGUUGUGUGGGCUGCAGAUCGCCAGGCAGCCUUGACGAAACUGAGGUACAGCCUUCGACAGUACAGUAUUGUUGGGCUGCACACCAACAUUGACUUCCUCCUCAAACUGUCUGGCCACCCAGAGUUUGAAGCUGGGAACGUGCACACUGAUUUCAUCCCUCAGCACCGCAAAGAAUUGUUGCCCCAUCGGAAGACCACAGCCAAAGAAUUUUUAUGCCAGGCAGCUCUGGGGCUCAUCCUCAAGGAGAAAGCUCUGACUGAUGUUUUCAAAAUCCAGACACAAGAUCAAUACUCUUUUGUAUCCAGCAGUGGAAGAAGACUGAAUAUCUGUUAUACCAGAAGCAUGGCUCUUAGGGAUGGUAAAAACAAUGUAGCCAUAGCUGUAACAUAUAACCGUGAUGGGUCACAUAGCAUGCAGAUUGAAGAUAAAACUUUCCAUGUCCUUGGUGAUCUUUGCAGUGAGGGAGACUGCACUUACCUGAAAUCUUCUGUUAAUGGAGUUGCUAGUAAAACUAAGCUGAUUAUCCUGGAAAACACUAUUUACUUAUUUUCCAUGGAUGGAAGUAUUCAGAUUGGCAUUCCAGUCCCCAGAUACUUGUCUUCAGUGAGCUCAGAAGGAACCCAAGGAGGUGCCGUAGCUCCUAAGACUGGAACUGUUGAAAAGGUGUUUGUGAAAGCUGGAGACGAAGUAAGAGCUGGAGAAUCUUUGAUGGUUAUGAUCGCCAUGAAGAUGCAGCAUACCAUAAAGGCUCCAAAGGAUGGCACUAUCAAGAAAGUGUUCAACAAAGAAGGUUCUCAGGCCAACAGACACCCUCCUUUAGUCGAGUUUGAGGAGGAAGAAUCUGACAAAAGGGAAGCAGAAUAAACUCCAUUAAAUAAGCGGCCAAUUAAGCAGCCUCUUAAGUGUAGUAUCUCUACACCAAAAUGGGAAAGUACCUUCCUGCUUUUCUCGGGGUGUGAUGACCAGCACUUUUACUAAAUGAUUGUAUGAUUGGGCUUAAAACCGUUUCGUGGGCUUCCCUGGGGGCUCAGCGGUUGAGAGUCC
Physeter macrocephalus (sperm whale) is the source of this 3452-nucleotide messenger RNA. Its product is annotated as methylcrotonoyl-CoA carboxylase subunit alpha, mitochondrial-like. Gene Ontology annotation, molecular function: metal ion binding; methylcrotonoyl-CoA carboxylase activity; ATP binding. Gene Ontology annotation, cellular component: mitochondrion. The record is from RefSeq and is a predicted model, not a curated record. Lineage: Eukaryota; Metazoa; Chordata; Mammalia; Artiodactyla; Physeteridae.